This is a messenger RNA of Phyllopteryx taeniolatus (common seadragon), 7048 nucleotides long. Its product is annotated as transcriptional regulator ATRX-like. The record is from RefSeq and is a predicted model, not a curated record. The transcript has 35 exons. The coding region runs from base 1060 to 6657 and encodes 1865 amino acids. Gene Ontology annotation, molecular function: ATP binding; ATP hydrolysis activity; ATP-dependent chromatin remodeler activity. NCBI's taxonomy places the organism in Eukaryota, Metazoa, Chordata, Actinopteri, Syngnathiformes, Syngnathidae. Gene Ontology annotation, cellular component: nucleus.
CCUAGUGAGGAUAAGCAGUAUCAAAAAUUGAUGGCUGGAUGAAAUAUAUGAAAUAUCAUUGUAAUUUAACAGCUCGUUGGUUGCUAUAAUUGAAGAGAGGAAUCUUUUUUAAUAACUCGUGUCAUGCGAUUGAGUUGAUACUGUUGGGAAAAUAGAAUCUCAUAUGCGUUUCGCGAAGACAGGGGUGGGCAACGUAUGGCAUGUGGGCCACAUACGGCCCAUUCUGUUUUUUAAAUCCGGCCCAAUGAGCAUUUACAUGAUCAAUUAUUCCUGUACUAUUAAUUGCGUUAAUUUAGACGUUUUCCCCUUAGAGGAAUGAGAGCCGCCCAUUCAGUACUAGACCAAAUUACUUCAUAGGAUGCAGUGAUGACAAACGAUGGAAUAAAUCUCCAAACAAAAUGGGUUAUGCAUCAUGUUGUGUGUUGACCUUCUGAGGUCACGCGCCGCUGCACUAUGAUUUGCUGUUGUAUCCCGGUAGAACACGCCCUUCUGCUUCCAGACGGGAAAAGAAGUAUGUGACUUAAGUGCGGCGGCGUUAAUGUUUCCCAGUAACCCAUCCUAAACCGCCUUAAGCCCCAACCCUAAAAUGAACAAACUUCUAUGUUUCCAUAUUCCAUGUUAAGGCUUUGUUUGUGUUCGUGUUCAUUUACAUCUAUAUGUAUAAAUAAAUGAUAUACAUGGACUUAACUUUAAUUAAAAAAAAACACAGCCAUAAAGAAAACCAUAUUUUAGCACGUUCAGGGUCAAACCAUCAUACCAUCAACGCGUAGUUAUGCGAGUUAUCGCAGCAUGCACAGGAAGUCCGCUAACAUGUUUUCCGGGUUUGGCCACGUGACAUCGCAUCACCAGUGCCGUGAGUUUUACUCCGAGCCAAGAGGGGGCGAUAAAGUGUUAAAACAAUUUGCAUGGAAGCUCGUCAUCUAAAACGAAAGAAAAAAGAAUUCAGAGCUUUGUAUUUGCUUUUAUUGUUGUAUGAUGCUGCGCUCAAAAUAAGAACAUUGUCCGGUUUUUUUGUAUGUUUGAAAGACAAGGACGUAGCAGAAUUCAAAUGUUGCUGCGAUGUUGAGUACUACGACAAGCAAACUGAAUGUAUUGGUCAACAAGCUGCACGAGUACUUGGCCCAUUCCACUCAUGAAGACAGCAAUGCCUCAGCUGAGACUGAUGAUAUAACAAACAGGAAUGGCACAGUGGGAAAUUCAGCUACCCCAUCUGUGAUGGAGGUACUUGUGGACACAAAAUUCUCCAGAAGAAAACCAUCUGUCGUUACAAAGCAUUCAGGCUUGGACGAGUCUGCAGACUCAAACGACAGCGACAAUGUAGAGUUCCCCUUCAGUGCAAACGGUCACCCAGAUACCACUUGCCUUCCGAAAGGCACUGUCUUGGUCAGACCUGAACCUGUAGAUAACGGCAGAGAUGACUUCAGGGGUCCUGAAUUUCGCAGCCGGAAAAGUAACGUGUUACGGAAAGAAUUUUCAAGGAGACGUGGAGGAGGCGACCAUUUGGAAAUUGUCAGUUGCACUGCCUGUGGCCGCCAGGUUAACCACUUCCAGAGAGAUUCCCUUAUUCGCCAUCCGGUUCUCAAAGUACUUAUUUGCAAGUCAUGCUACAAAUAUUACUCAAGUGACGACAUCAGCAAGGAUGGCGAUGGGAUGGAUGAGCAGUGCCGUUGGUGUGCAGAAGGGGGCAACUUAAUCUGCUGUGAUUUCUGCAGUAAUGCCUUUUGCAAGAAGUGCAUUCUGAGAAAUUUGGGGCGAAAGGAGCUUUCUGGUAUCUUGGAGAGCAAGUGGUACUGCUAUGUGUGUAACCCUGAGCCCCUUUUUGGCCUUGUGAUGGCGUGUGACAGCAUGCUGGAGAACAUGGAGCAUCUGUGGCAACAGCACCGUAAGAGGAAUCGAGCUGAGCCGGGGAAAUCUGAACUUUAUGGCAUGCUGCCUCUUCCUCAAAUCGUUCCCUUCGCUAAAUGGGAUCACAGUGGCAUGGAUAGUAGUGUUGUGUUCAACUACAACACUUUAAAUGUCUCAGAGGACAUGACCGCAAAGGUCAAACAUUUGGUGGACUCGGCAAACAAUGUUAACACAAGCUUUAUUCAUUUUAUUCAUACCGCGACAAAGACUAAACAAGGUGUUCGAAGCCUCUAUCUGAAGUCUUAUUUGACAGUGGUGAAAUCCAUGCGAACGUCUCUUGCGGCACUCGAGGAAAGCCUUAAAGAAGAAUUCAGCGACUUGGGCGUCUCCAGCUGUUGGGAGGAAUUACUUGACAAUAAUUUUGUGCCCCAACCUGCUACAGAAGCAGAUGCGGAGAUCGCCCAUGAUGGAAGCUUGAAUAAAUUGUCAAAGGUGUCAGAUGAAUAUGUGGAAGAGGAAGUCCUCACAGAUGUGAGAUGCACAAGUGAGGAGAUUGACUCCCCUUCACACAAUGUUAAAAAAAGUCAGCAGACGACUGACCCGCAGUCUCCUCAAAGUGGUGUCAACAUGACCAAAAAGUUAGUGGUCAAACUCACACCAGUACCUGUGGAGGAGGAGCCCUGCUCAGAUUCACAGCUUCUUCCAGAUGACAUGGAAGAAGAGCUCUUUAAGGCGAAAGAUGUGUCCACAAAUGAAGAGACAGCUGUUGCUGACAGUAAAAUGAGCAUAGACCACCCGAGCACAUCAAUCCACCUAGAAGAGGAUCAAGGCAAUCGGCGGUCUCCCCGUGUGAAGACAACACCGUUGCGUCGUCCCAGCGAUGUCAAUGGUAAACCGGCUCGUGCCACGGCAGACAGCGAGAGCGACUCGGACCCCGAGGUAGCGCCAAGCUCAGCAGUCGCCCAAACCACUGAAGAACAAGGUCUAAGCCAGACCAGAGAUGACUCUGACUCAGAUGAAAUACCUGCAGCGCUUCUCGAGCGAGUAGCUAUGACUCAAAGCACUGAUGAGCACCAGAGUGACGAUGAUGAUGGUGGCAGUCAAGCCUCUACCAAAGUGGCCAAGAAGCGUCUCUUCUGGCUCACAAAGAACACACCGAUAUCGCCGGAGAGGAUUCGUCGCAAACGUAAGCUGCUGGACCGUUCACCCGAAUCUGACUCCAUAGCUAAGACUCGACGAGAAAGGGGGACGGAUUCCUCUAGUGAUGAUCAAGACCCGCAGGAUCAACUGCAGCGCCUGAAGACCCUGCGGUCUGUUGGCAAGUCUCAUCUCGUCCAGAGUGAAACCGAAGGAUGCGCUCGACAGAAGGGGGUAGCUGAGGCCAGGAAGCACAAGACUCAAGCUUGCCAAGAAGUUAUAGAGACCACAUCGUCGUCAAGCGAGGACGACCGUGAGGAUGACACCGGGAGUGACGGCGAUGAUCAUAAGAUGAAAGCAAUCACAGACGAUGAGGCGUUACAGGGAUCAGCGACUUUCCAUCAAUCAUCUGGCGAUGAGGAUCAAGCUGGGCCCACCUGGGCAACAGGAGAUGACGACGACCCUGAAAAUAGAAUCGCUAAGAAUAUACUUUUGGCCCAAAUCAAUGCCAACUUCUCAUCGCUUGAUGAGUUGUCAUCAGAUGCGGAAACACAGGAGGAUGAGUCUGCUUCUGAGGCUGAAAUGGAAUUUAAACAAGUCUGUGAAGAAUGUGGACAAGAGGGAAAUGGGGAAAACUUGUCCUCAUCGUCUACUGACGCUGACACGGAUGGCCCCAACUUGAAGCAGCACCACUUGCUGCGCCACAAACUCACCUUGGAUGAGGGAGCAGGAAGUGACAAGGCAGCAUCAGGGAAUGAAGUAGGAAAGGCAGACAAGAAGAGGAGAGUCUCACCCAAGCAGCUUAGCACUGAUGAUGAGAGCGGAGAUACUGAUAAUAGUUCGUCGGAGCUGGAAGGACUUGGAAUGAGCGAGGAGCUGAGUGAAUCAGAGGAAGAAGAGAAGCUAGAAAGUCCACCCCUUAAAGUCAAGGAAGAGCCCCCUCCGCCUGUAAACCAGACCCCGGUGACCUGCAUUUUGUUGUCUGACACCAGCAGCGAGGAGAGCGAGCAAGAGAAUGCAGAGGGGGAGCAUAGUAGCAGUCAGGGCACACCCAAAGGACGCAAGAAGAUCCGCAAAAUUAUCCAAGACGACAAUCUCCGGUCCGAGACUCAAGAGGCGCUGCGAGAGGAGGAGGAGCGAUGCAAACGACUGGCAAGUCGGGAGCAGCUGAUGGAGGACCGGCGAGAGACAAUUGUCGUAGAUCAGUCUCAAGAGUCUGUCACCACCAAGCUGAUUCUGGAUCAGGAUGAGCAGACCAGGACACCUCUAGUCCAGGUGCACAGGAAUUUAGUGACCGAACUGAAGCCUCAUCAAGUAGAUGGAGUCCAGUUUAUUUGGGACAACUGCUGUGAGUCAGUGAAGAAGGCCAACUCCUCUCUGGGAUCAGGCUGCAUCCUGGCCCAUUGUAUGGGCCUGGGAAAGACUCUACAGGUGGUUGCCUUCCUGCACACGGUGUUGCAGUCGAAAAUCCUACAUUUUAAAACGGCCUUAGUUGUGUGUCCUCUCAACACUGUUCUCAACUGGGUUAGUGAGUUCAACAAAUGGCAAAAACAGUUGGGGCAAGAUAGACUGAAGGUUACUGAGCUGGCCACCAGAAAGAAUUUUGCUGACCGAUUCCGAGCUCUGCAGACCUGGCACAGUACUGGAGGUGUGAUGAUUAUGGGCUACGAAAUGUUCAGAAACCUCUCACUAUCCCCGAAACUGGAUGGUAGCGAAUUAAAGAAGCAGUUUAAUUCUUUACUGGUGGAUCCAGGUCCAGACUUUGUGAUCUGUGAUGAAGGGCACAUUCUGCGCAACGAGAACUCCAACAUUUCCAAAGCCAUGGGUGCCGUGAAGACGCGGCGGAGAGUGGUGCUAACUGGCACGCCGUUGCAAAACAACCUCGUCGAGUACCACUGCAUGGUCAACUUCAUCAAGAGGAAUCUUCUGGGCUCGCUGGGGGAAUUCCGAAACCGCUUCGUCAACCCCAUACAGAAUGGCCAGUGCGCUGACUCCACACCCAAAGAUGUCCGAAUCAUGAAGAGGCGCGCACACGUCCUCCAUGCAAUGCUGUCCGGAUGUGUGCAAAGGAGAGAUUACUCUGAGCUGACUGAGUUUCUACCUACCAAGUACGAGUAUGUGGUGGCAGUUCGAGUGUCACCUCUUCAGUAUAAGUUGUACACUCACUACCUCCAGCACGUCAGUGGCUUGGGCAGUGUUAUUGGCACUGCAAAAAUGAAGAUCGGAGCAAACCUGUUCAAGGAUUUUCAAGCCCUGAGCCGGGUUUGGACUCAUCCUUGGUGCCUUCAACUCAGCUAUAAGGCCAAAGAAAAAACGCUCAAAGCACGUUUGGUAAAGAAGAAUCAUGCCGGCGCUCCGGUCAUGGAAAGCCCUUUUGCGUCCCGUGGUGGACCAAGCAACAGCACCGCCAAUGAUCCGAUCCCCGUCGCCGCAGCAAAUGUUGCCGAUACCGCAUCAAAAGACCCGUGCUGGUUCAAAGAUAUGCUGUCUCAACGCGACGCCAAAAACUUGGAGCACUCGGGCAAGUUGGUGCUCUUACUUGACAUCCUGAGGAUGGCUGAAGCGUUGAAUGACAAAGUACUUGUGUUCAGUCAGUCCCUCAUCUCCUUGGACCUGAUUGAGAAUUUCCUGGCCGCUUCUACCCAGAGAAGAAAGGACUCUUCCGAAGGGGGAAGAUGGAUUAAAAACAUGGAUUACUAUCGUCUGGAUGGCUCCACCACGGCUGCAUUACGGGCGAAAAGGGCAGAUUGUUUCAAUAAUCCCGCUAACACACGCGGUCGGUUGUUUCUCAUUUCAACAAGGGCCGGCUCGCUGGGCAUCAACCUGGUGUCUGCCAACCGGGUGAUCAUCUUUGACGCCUCGUGGAAUCCGUCCUACGACAUCCAGAGCAUCUACAGAGUCUACCGCUUUGGCCAGGUCAAGCAAGUGUUCGUGUAUCGCUUCUUGGCGCAGGGCACAAUGGAGGAGAAGAUCUACGACCGCCAGGUGACGAAGCAGUCUUUGUCUUACCGAGUUGUGGAUCAGCAGCAGAUCGAGAGACACUUCACCCUUUCCGAGCUCACUGAACUUUACACGUUUGAGCCAGACUUGUUGGACGAGCCUCAUUCCAAGAAAAACAAGCGGAAGACCUCUGACUUGCCAAAGGAUCAGGUUCUGGCAAUGCUUCUGGAGAAGUGCAAAGACCACAUAGUCAGUUACCAUGAGCAUGCGUCUCUGCUGGACCAUAAACAAGAGGAGGAGCUCACUGAAGCAGAACGCAAAGAUGCCUGGGCCGAGUAUCAGGCUGAGUCCCACCCAGCCAGCGCCCCAGUGAAAAUUAAGCCGGAAACCUUGAAUUUGAGGACCAAUGAAGAGCUAGUGGACUUGCUGAACAAGAGCAGAGCAAAAUUAGCGGCCUCCUUCCAGGCCGUGCAGGCCAUGUCUUCUCACCCUGUUGAGGAAUACCUGCUACAUGUGAAUCCACAACUGCCCAUGGAUCAGAUCAGGUUGAAGGCCAUUCAGUGGAAACAAUUUGACACUAAGGAGCUGGAGCGGAGAAAGGCCUUAUAUACAGAAGUUCUUGAAGAGCAGCGAACACUAACACUGCACAUCCAGAGCAUUUUGAGUGAGCGACGCAAUCAAGAGAUGCAGGGGGCGGCAUCUGCUGAAAAUCAGCAAAUAGCAACAAAUAAGUGAAGGAGGCAGAAAAAGAGAAGCAUUUGGUAUUGAUGAAAAACAUGCCUACAGUCUCAGUUGUCCAGCUAUGUGCCAUCUUUUCAUUGUUUAAAUCAUUUCAACUUUUGCAUAACCAUGUUUUCUACAAUAAGCACUUUAAUAUUUCAUCCAUGUGAUGAUUUCCACAAAGAAUGCUAUAUGCCUUAAUAACUGAAGUGCUCAUCUUUUUCUCCCCUAGACUGAUAGUAAUUCGUAUAGUAUUAUACUAAGUAAUAGAAUCAGUAUCAGUUUUUGUGUUUCUCAGUGGCAUAAGACACUUUAACGCUUCAGUGAGCAGGACAGGGACAUAACUUUAAUACUAUUUAAGACUUGUUUCUCUGUUUAUUAAAAUAUUUCUUAUUUUUGCCUUUUA